CUUAGCACUUCUCGCGACUUGCCCGCAACCUCCACGUCCGCAUCGACUCAACUUCAACGCUGCGCUCAACGUCAACGAUGCGCAGUAGCGUUAAGCCACACACGAAACACGACGGAGAAGCAAUGGCAACACGGUGUUGGGGGAGGCGGGCCCUGGCAGGGUUAGUACAGUGGGUCACGUACCUCCCCCUCGGCGUGGCAACCCUCAUUGACGCGAUCAUCGCGCUCUCGCUGUCUCCGUUGGUGUGUUGCAACAGCAUAGACUCAACCAUCACUGUGUUGAUGCUCUACACGCAGAACACGGGCGUGAUCACGAGUCUAUGCUCGCUGACAGCGAUCAUCGCGAUGACCGCGCUGCCUACGACGUUCGCGGCCAUCAGCGUCGAGUUGAUGCUCACUAAGCGUGCGUCCGCCUUCCCUCCCAAAACUAUCCCAACCCUAAUCCUCCCCACAGUCUACAUCAACUCCUUCCUUGCGAUGUAAGUCUCCCCCUCCCUGAUGUGCUCAUGACCACUAACUCCGCGUCCCCAGGUUCAACGUGCGGAACAAGCUCCGCAUCCGAAGCUCCAUCGUCGACACGAAAGACGCCCUCGGCCGCCCAUACCCACUCGCCUCCGAGUCCACGCUACCACCUGCCGCUCUCCUACCCAGUCGUACGGGUCAAGCUCGGGAGUUCCACGCAGACAAGGUUCGCAAGGUUGAAUAGAUCAGGUGUUGGCUGAAGCACUGAGUGCUACAUGAUGCAUAGGUGUUGAUGACGAGUAGUGGACAAGUAAUAUAUGUAUAUGUUAGAAGUAGUACUUGCCUACGAGUUGUACCCACUGUAAUGUCUUGGAUUGCCGACAAAUGAUACAUCAAAUGUUUCCUCAUACC
This is a messenger RNA of Fomitopsis serialis, 872 nucleotides long. RefSeq lists its product as uncharacterized. The transcript has 4 exons. The record is from RefSeq and is a predicted model, not a curated record. Lineage: Eukaryota; Fungi; Basidiomycota; Agaricomycetes; Polyporales; Fomitopsidaceae. The coding region runs from base 78 to 482 and encodes 134 amino acids.